Messenger RNA from Spodoptera exigua (beet armyworm), 2257 nucleotides. The record is from the annotation of a GenBank genome assembly. Lineage: Eukaryota; Metazoa; Arthropoda; Insecta; Lepidoptera; Noctuidae.
UGUAUGUUCUAGAUUGUUCUGGAACGCUAUUGGCCGAGUAUAUAAGGGGCCGGUAAGCGCGGCAAAGCAUUCAGUAUUUGAAAACACAAACAAGCGAAGAGAAGAGAAGAAGUUAAGUGCGGUAACACUACCGAACAAAGUUAAAGCAAAGCAAAUAAAUUGUUUAUAGAAGUGUAUAGUGAAGAAAUAUAAUCAAGAAAAAUGCCAGCCAUUGGAAUUGAUCUUGGUACUACCUAUUCGUGUGUUGGAGUAUGGCAGCACGGGAAUGUGGAAAUAAUCGCGAAUGACCAAGGCAACCGAACUACUCCGUCAUACGUCGCGUUCACAGACACAGAGCGAUUGAUUGGAGAUGCAGCCAAAAACCAGGUCGCCCUCAAUCCCAACAACACAGUAUUUGAUGCUAAACGACUCAUCGGCCGCAAGUUUGACGACCCGAAGAUCCAGCAGGACAUGCAGCAUUGGCCCUUCAAAGUAAUAAAUGACUGCGGCAAACCCAAAAUUCAAGUUAACUUUAAGGGAGAAACGAAGAAGUUUGCACCUGAGGAAAUAAGCAGUAUGGUGUUAACAAAAAUGAAGGAGACCGCAGAGGCAUACCUUGGAACCACAGUUCGGGAUGCAGUUAUCACUGUUCCAGCAUACUUCAACGACUCGCAGAGACAAGCUACCAAGGACGCAGGUGCCAUUGCUGGUCUCAACGUACUCAGGAUCAUCAACGAGCCGACCGCUGCCGCCCUUGCCUACGGUCUGGACAAAAAUCUCAAAGGCGAACGGAAUGUGCUUAUAUUUGAUCUCGGUGGCGGUACGUUUGAUGUAUCAAUUUUAACCAUCGAUGAAGGCUCUCUGUUUGAAGUACGGGCGACUGCUGGUGAUACACACCUUGGCGGUGAAGACUUUGACAACCGGCUAGUAAACUUCCUAGCCGAUGAGUUCAAACGUAAAUACAAGAAAGAUAUGCGAAACAACUCACGCGCUCUCCGUAGACUACGUACGGCGGCAGAACGCGCGAAACGAACAUUAUCUUCAAGCACAGAAGCUACUAUUGAAAUUGAUGCACUACACGAAGGCAUUGACUUUUACACCAGAGUGUCUCGUGCAAGAUUUGAAGAACUUAAUGCUGAUCUGUUCCGAGGCACCCUUGAACCCGUCGAAAAGGCGCUAAAAGAUGCUAAACUAGACAAGAGCUCCAUCCAUGAUGUUGUACUGGUCGGCGGUUCUACUCGCAUCCCUAAAAUCCAGAGCAUGCUGCAGAACUUCUUCUGUGGUAAGCAGCUGAAUCUGUCCAUCAAUCCAGAUGAAGCCGUCGCGUAUGGAGCAGCAGUGCAAGCAGCUAUACUCAGCGGUGAGCAGCACUCCAAGAUCCAAGAUGUGCUGUUGGUAGACGUGGCUCCUCUGUCUCUUGGUAUAGAAACAGCCGGUGGCGUCAUGACCAAAAUCAUCGAGCGGAAUGCUAAGAUACCCUGCAAACAGUCGCAGACAUUCACCACAUACUCGGACAACCAACCGGCUGUGACUAUCCAAGUUUAUGAAGGUGAACGAGCCAUGACAAAGGACAACAACUUGCUGGGUCGCUUUGACUUGACAGGCAUUCCGCCUGCACCACGAGGAGUGCCUAAGAUUGACGUUACAUUCGACCUAGACGCAAACGGUAUCCUGAACGUAUCGGCCAAAGAAAAUAGCACUGGCCGCAGCAAGAAUAUUGUGAUCAAGAACGACAAGGGUCGUCUGUCACAGGCUGAGAUUGACAGAAUGUUAUCUGAAGCCGAGCAAUACAAGGAAGAGGAUGAGCGCCAGAGACAGAGGGUUUCUUCAUGUAACCAGCUGGAAUCAUACAUCUUCAGCGUGAAACAAGCGUUGGACGAUGCUGGCGACAAGUUGAGUGAGCAAGACAAGCAGACAGCGCGGAACGAGUGCGACGAGGCACUAAAGUGGCUAGAUAACAACACACUGGCUGAAAAAGAUGAGUACGAACAUCGGCUGAAGGAGCUCCAGAGGACGUGCUCGCCCAUCAUGAGUAAAAUGCACGGCGCGGGAGCUGGACACCAACAAUACGGCCAACAACAAGCGAACUCGGGACCGACCGUAGAAGAAGUAGACUAAGUUCCUAAUUAACUCAAUGAUGAGUAAAAAAAUCUGAUCUCUAGUCCCACCAGUAUCUCAAUUGUAAUUUACUGUAAAUAUUAGUUCUUAAGAUAAAUUAAGUUUAGAAAUAAAAUCACAAUCAUGUGCUGGAGAAAUAAAUAAAACAAAUUUAAAUUAA